Messenger RNA from Zingiber officinale, 403 nucleotides. RefSeq lists its product as uncharacterized. Bases 65 to 394 code for a protein of 109 amino acids. Lineage: Eukaryota; Viridiplantae; Streptophyta; Magnoliopsida; Zingiberales; Zingiberaceae. The record is from RefSeq and is a predicted model, not a curated record. The transcript has 2 exons.
CGAUGGCCAUAAGUUACUUCUGGUGAGUGGGGAGUCGAGGCUUGUGAUUGAGGGAAAGAGAAAGAUGAAGUUACUAGAAUUUCCUUGCUGCCGUCGUACUUGCCCUCCGGAGGAGGAGGAGAAGCUAACGCCGGCGGCGAAGAGGGCCUCGCUCGACAAGCGACGUCGGAGGGAGCGUCGCGGAUUGGCAUCGCUUUGGCGACCGUCGCUGAUGGCGAUAUCGGAGAACGUGACCUCGGCGGCGACGGCCAAAGGCGCCGGAGGAUGGAAGGGGAAGGGGAAGGCGAAGGCGAAGACGAAGGUGAAACCGGUGGCGUUUCGCGCCGCCGAUUGCGAAGAUCACCGGCCCCGUGAAGUUGUGCCAGCCUUCGCGCCGACGGCCUUCUUAUUCUAAACUGGGAUC